GUUUACAUAAGAUUAUUUGCAGGAUGUAUUUGAACGCAUCAUAAUUAAUUCUGGCAGUACUUUCCCACUUGGUCGCGAGACUAUCUCAAUACACCAUGCGAAGGAUGGCGGAGGAGAUACAACCUACCAAGGAGCAGAGCUCCUGGAUAUCAAGUUGGCUUCCCUCUUGGUGUCCCACAUCUCCCUCUCAUCUGAAAGAUGCAGAAGAAAAAAUGCUCAAGAGUGUGAAUCAGCCUUUCUCCAGGCAGCACGUCCGGAUAUCCAACCACAACUAUCUGUGGACCUUAGCUUUUUCCACUCGGCAACAGCCAUGCUAUCUCCCCCAGCCCCCUGCCCAGCCCAGGCCUCCUCUGGUUCUGCUGCAUGGUUUUGGAGGUGGUGUUGCCCUUUGGGCCCAAAACUUGGACUCUCUCUCCAGCAGCGGUCCGGUCUACGCUCUAGAUCUGCUGGGCUUUGGCAGGAGCAGCCGCCCCCAGUUCAGCACAGACCCAGAGGGGGCUGAGGAGCAGUUCGUGACAGCCCUGGAUGAGUGGAGGGAGAAGGUGGGACUGGAGGAAAUGGUGCUGCUGGGACACAACCUCGGAGGAUACCUGUCUGCUGCCUACACACUCAAAUACCCACACAGGGUAAAACAUUUGCUGCUGGUGGAGCCGUGGGGGUUCCCAGCUCGUCCAGAGAACCCCAACCACAACUCCAUCCCAGUGUGGAUCAGAGCCAUGGGGGCUGUUAUGAGCCCCUUCAACCCUCUGGCUGGACUCAGACUGGCUGGGCCUCUAGGUCCAAUGCUGCUCCAGACAAUCAGGUCAGAUUUCAAGCAGAAAUACUCUUCUGUAUUUGACGACAACACGGUAUCUGACUACAUUUACCAUCUGAAUGCCCAGACUCCAAGUGGAGAAACAGCCUUUAAGAACAUGACCAUUCCAUAUGGCUGGGCUAAGAGGCCCAUGCUGGAGAGGAUUGGCCAGGUCCAAGCUGACAUUCCCAUUUCCUUUAUCUAUGGAUCGCGCUCCAGCAUCGACAGUGACUCUGGAUAUGCGUUCAAGAAAACCAGACCAGAUGUGGAAAUCAGGGUGAUCAGAGGAGCGGGCCAUUACGUUUUCGCCGACCAGCCCGAUGACUUCAACCAGACAGUCCCUCAGAUCCUCGCAAGGACGGAGAAAAAAAGCGAAGAUGAGUGAGCGAAGCAGCGAGAGCUCCCUCAUUCAGGCGACGCACGGGAGGGCACAGGGUUUAACUAACCCAAACCCAUUACACAGCCACAGCAGUUUAACUGUAAGCCUCUUUAUCAUGCACUUUACCCUGAAGAAAGACCCAUCACUGACUGAGGACACUUAACUCAUCAUUCCACAGUCUAACGCUCCCUAAGCCUUUGGGUCAAAGGUCAGAUGAUGCUACGGUUUGUUUAUCCAGCCUCAUGUAAGUUUUUGUAAAUAAAUGUGAGAUGCAGUCUGUGUUG
Messenger RNA from Siniperca chuatsi (mandarin fish), 1456 nucleotides. RefSeq names its product 1-acylglycerol-3-phosphate O-acyltransferase ABHD5-like. Gene Ontology annotation, cellular component: lipid droplet. The record is from RefSeq and is a predicted model, not a curated record. The transcript has 7 exons. NCBI's taxonomy places the organism in Eukaryota, Metazoa, Chordata, Actinopteri, Centrarchiformes, Sinipercidae. Bases 96 to 1178 code for a protein of 360 amino acids. Gene Ontology annotation, biological process: negative regulation of triglyceride storage; positive regulation of triglyceride catabolic process.